Aspergillus calidoustus is the source of this 5082-nucleotide messenger RNA. Lineage: Eukaryota; Fungi; Ascomycota; Eurotiomycetes; Eurotiales; Aspergillaceae. The record is from the annotation of a GenBank genome assembly.
AUGGCGUUCCCAAUCACACUCAACUCGAAUGCAGAACUGCAAGAAGCAUCAACUUUGGACGCAGACGCGUUCCGGUCAAUCCAUGUCUCGGAUAAAAAGCCUCAACUCAACUCGUGCGCACGGCUUCCCGCGUUUAUCGGUCUGGCCGUUGUUCGAGAAGCAUGGGCGACGACGUUGUCCCGAAUAUUGAACGCCACAAGGUCUCUCAGCUUCAAUAUUGAGCAUGUCGGUGACUCAAUCACCCUGAUUCAAGUGAGGCUGGCCUCUGGAAGCCCCCCGAUCACGCCCAUCACGCCCAUCACGCCCCCGGCGUCACCAGGUACGACACUUGAAAGUCUCGUGUUAAACGAGACUUCUAUAGUCUAUAUCAACCCUUGUAGCAACGAGAAGAUUUCGAAUCAGCAAGCGCAGUCCAAGUCUUCCAGCCUUUUAUCAAGCCAGAGCAACAUUGGCCUCGAGGUGAUUCAUCACGAUUGCCAAUGGCAUCUGGAACUUUGGUACAGGUCCAGUGCGGUAUCGCCAGUCCAAGCGAAUGAGCUAGUCGAGCUCUUUCAGCAAGAUUUGGAAGCUUUGUUCAAGUCACUAGCAGCAGCUUUGCCGCCUUCUCCCCCAGCAGGCGCACUUGAAGAGGUUCAAGUCUCCGUGGAGGUGGAUCAGGCUUCGGAUUGUCCCAAGAUCGAUCGCUGCAUCCAUGACCUUGUGGAAGAGCAAGUCAUAGUUCGGCCACAGCAAGAAGCUGUAUGCGCACAUGAUGGCUCCCUUUCCUUCGCCGAUUUGUCAGCGCUUUCCUCAAAAUUGGGUCACCAACUUAACUCUCUAGGAGCCUGUGUGGAGCAACGGGUGGCCAUACUGAUGCCCAAGUCGCGAUGGUACUCUGUAUCUGUGCUUGCAACACUAAAGGCGGGGGCAGCAUUCGUUCCACUAGACCCGAGUCAUCCCGACAACAGACUGCGCCAGUUGAUUGAAGAUAUCGAGCCGUGCGCACUCGUCACAGUUUCUUCACUUUCCGCCAGAGCACAUGCCUUGGAAUGCUCGAAUGUGCUUACCAUUGACGACAUGGACUUUGACACUCAACCGGAAGAACAGCUCACGGCUCCAGUCACCCCCAGCAACGCAGCAUACAUGAUUUUCACAUCUGGAUCUACGGGAAAGCCAAAAGGAGUGGUUGUGGAACAUUCGGCGUUAGCGACCAGCGCUAUAAUGCGAGGUACUGUUCUAGGGCUGGGUCCGGACUCGCGUGUUCUGCAAUACGCACCACAUACAUUUGACGUCAGUGUGGAUGAGAUUCUAACAACAUGGAUCCACGGAGGGUGUGUAUGCGUGCCAUCGGAGAACGAUCGUUUUAUGAUUGCCGAAUUCAUGGAGGCGAAGCGGGUCACCGCAGCUUUGCUGACGCCCACGUCGGCUCGAACUUUGAACCCUGACGACGUUCCCUCUCUGCGCACGCUUCAGACCGGUGGCGAGGUCCUUACAGAGGACGUGAACGAUAAAUGGUCCAACCGAGUGACACUUUUCAAUGUAUAUGGACCAACAGAGGCCAGCGUUGCAUGCGUCAUCAGCAACAGGACUGGCCUUCGGGGUACCGGACAUGUCCUUGGGCAAGCAGUCGGAGGAAAGUGCUGGGUCGUCGAUCCUGACAAUCUAUCAAAGAGACUGGCCCCUGGCGAGAUUGGGGAGCUCUUGAUCGCAGGGCCAAUUCUCGCUCGCGGAUACUUUCGUGAUCCAGCCAGGACAGAAGCGUCUUUUGUUCGGUUGGCCACUGGAGAAAGGGUGUACAAAACCGGUGACCUAGCCAGCAUGGACGCAACCGGGACCAUUUCUUAUCAUGGCAGGAAGGACUUGGAGGUCAAAAUUCGGGGACAACGUAUCAACGUUGCAGAGGUUGAGCACGCCAUUAUUCAAUGCGACUCCGUCCAUAGCGCUGCCGUCGAGUAUCCUCGAUCAGGGCCCUGCGCCGAACGACUGGUGGCAAUCAUAUGUGCAGAAAGCUCUGACAGUGAAGCCAAACAGCCGGUCGAUUUGUUCGCGCAAGCAAAAGCUCUCGAUUAUGAGUCCCUCAAGCCACUUCUUGAUCAUGUGUCUGGCGUUUUGACACCAGCAAUGGUGCCUUCGAAGUGGAUAACUUUGCCCUACUUGCCACAGACGACUUCAGGAAAGGUAGACCGCAAGCAGGUACGAGCCUGGCUGGAGGAUAUUGGAACCGACACCUAUAAUCGAAUCUUCCAUAGCACGCUGGAUCGCACGCCUGAGCGCGUUCUAGCAGAUGAUUCGGACAGUUUAGUCGCUGUCUGGAGCAAGGUGCUCAAGCUGGAGCCUCGCCAUCUCCACCUCAAUCAAUCCUUCAUUCGAAACGGUGGAGACUCGAUCAUGGCAAUGGAAGCUCGGACCUUGGCCCACAGUGCGGGAAUAGUGGUCAAUAUUCAUGAUCUCCUGAGCACCCAGAGCUUGCACGAGAUCGGUCUAAAAGCAGCCUCAUCUACUCAGUCAGUCGGUCCUUCUACCUUCGAAGAAGAUACAGAUGAGCCCUUUGCGCUCUCUCCCGUGCAGCAGAUGUACUUCGAGAAGAUUCAGGAUCCAAGCUUGGGCCUGCAACAACGUGUGUCGGUUGAAAUCACGCAGCCCAUUCACCCCGAUCAUCUGCGCAUUGCAUUGGAUUAUCUGGUCCAUCAGCACCGAAUCCUUGCUGUACGGUUUGCUUUGAAAGAGGGAACAUGGGUGCAGUAUAUACCUUCGGACAAGACCACCGAAGUGUCCUUGUAUGGCUUCUACACCACACCCCCAGAGCCUCUUGACGACUUUUGUACCGCGCCAAUGAGCAUUGAGCAAGGGCCCCUGUUCCAUGCGCAUCUGGGAACUUCCGAUAACGGACCCCAAAACCUGAUUCUGUGUGCCCACCAUCUAGUGGUGGACUUUGUGUCGUGGAGGGUCAUACUGCAUGAUCUGCAUGAUGCCCUACUUGCAGCUCAGAUAAAAACCGCCCUGCAGCCGGUCACGAAGCCCACUUUGACUUUUCGACAAUGGUGUCGAGAGCAGGUCAAGUACGCAUCGUCUCUUCUUCCUGACGCCGUCCUGCCCUAUCAGCCCGGCCCGCUUGGCCUGGACUUUUGGCAGCCAUUGGAUACUCCAUCUUUGGCCAACACGUACGCAGGGGUCGUGCAACAAGAGUUCCGCCUAUCAUCUAAUCAGACUGCUCAGCUUCUGAACAAGUUCAACAAUAUGCCAUCGUUGCAUCCGACUGAUGCCAUGAUCGGUGCCUUCGCUAUGGCGUUCAGACGUAUCUUCCCAGAGCGCGAAACGCCAAGUAUAUUCAUCGAGAAUCAUGGCCGAGAGCCUUGGAAUGCUUCACUCGAUGUAUCGCGCACAGUAGGCUGGUUCACAGCUGCAUAUCCAGUACACCUGCCCAAGUCCACCUUACACAAGCUUGAGGAAGCUAUACGAACAGUAGCCGAACGCCGACAAGCCACGCCCGCCAAUGGUCACGCUUACUGGGCAUGUCGCUGGCUCUCUGCUCGCGGCAAAGAGGCUUUUGCCCAUGACUCCCGCCAUCAGCAAAUGGAGGUCGUAUUCAACUAUGCAGGCAACGUCGUUCAGCGGGCACCAGAUCAUGGUCUUUUUGGAAGCACCGUGCGUACUGCUGAGAUUGGCCAUCCUGACUGUCCGCGGUUUUCCCUCUUUGACAUCGUGGCGACGAUCGAGCAACCGAAUCAGGAGCUUGUCGUCUCAUACAGUUUCCCAGGGCACCUUGCACACCAAUCCCGCAUCCGCGAGCUUCUGCAUGGCCAUCAACAGCUCUUGGCUCUGGCAGUCAAUGAGAAUCAUGCAAUGGUGCCGCUAUCACAGCUCCACUCCUGCCCAGCCGAUAUUUCCCGACGGUUGGAGGAGCAGGGAAUGGACAUGAACCAAGAUGUUGAGAUGAUAUAUCCGGCAUCACAGAUCCAGCAGCAUAUGCUCCAGCGGCAGGCCUUGGAACCAUGGUACUACCGUGUGCGCGGUACUUGGGUUUUGGAAAAGGCCGCAAAGUCCUCAUCUGCAGUGGAUACUGAGCGUCUGAUGCUUGCAUGGAGAGAAGUGGUGAGCUACCAUUCAACACUGCGGACAGUCUAUACGUAUAGCAAUGACUUGCACAAAUUCAUUGCUGUCGUCUUGCGCAAUGUCAAUCCUUCCGUUGCGCGUCUCCAGGCUUCGGAUAAAACCACCAGCCAGUCACUAUGCAAAGACACUGAAAGCCUGACUCCGCCCCACCGUAUGGUACUUCUUGAAAUGAGCGAUGGGGCGGUUGAGUGCCAGUUCGAAUUCAGUCACGCAAUCAUUGACGCUGCCUCUCGGUCAAUUGUCCUGCAGCACCUUGCGGAUGCUUACGAGGGAACAAUACAUCAGCGGUCAUUUGAGGCUCCAUCGUACUGGGAAUAUCUCAAUCAUGUUCAGUCAGAAGCAAGCGACUCCUCAGUCACCACAAAAUCACUAGCUCCUUCGGGUGCCGUGGCUGCUCUUCCGUUCGAACUUCCACAGCCUGGAACGUCCAUUCUGGAGACUUGCAUGGCGAACGAAAUCACCGUCUCAAGCUUCUUUAUGACAGCCUGGGCAAUCGUCCUAUCACGGCAGCUCGGUAAUCAAUUUGUUUCAUUUGAUUACGUGCUCUCGGACAGGUCCGUUGACAUAGCCGGCAUUGAGUCGGCCGUGGGUCUCUUCAUCCGACUACCAGCAUGUAAAAUUGCCAUCGCACCCGAUACGCCUGUUGUAGAACUGGCCCGACAGAUUCACGCGCAGCGUACACGUGUUUCGGAGUCUGAAAAUUGUCUUCCAAGCAAGUCGACCGCAACGCAAGGACUUGCAACGCUCGUCAACAUUCGAAAUAGUGGCACAGAAAGUCUAGACAUGACUGCCGGGGGCGUACGGUGGAGCCUAAGGUCAUUUGAUGAUCCGUGGGACUAUGACCUCGUCUUUGCGGUGAAUGUGCGGGGGUCACAGGUACUUGGAUGCUCGAUCGAGUACACAGAAGGUGUGGUGUCGGAAUCAGUAGCCUCGAGUUUUGCAGAAAGUCUUACCAGGAAUGUGGAGACAAUGAUGCAGGCAAUGAUGUAA